AGCAAUGCCAAGCCAAGCUGCAGCCGCGUAACUCGGAGCGUGCAGUGCAGUUCGACAGUGCUUCUGCACACGUAUCGCAUCACUGUGCACUGCUGUCCGUUGUGAGGACAACAAACGCUGCAACCAAACGCCGUCACGCUCCACCAUGCUCGUUGCAGCAGCCCGGCAUGCGCGCCCACUGCUGCAGCCAGCAAGACGACGGCUCGCCGUGCAAGCCGUGAACCUCGACGCGUGGCUCAAGGAGCACGGCCCGACCCUCAAGCCGCCCGUCGCGAACAAGCUGCUGUUUGGCGGGGAUCUCAAGGUCAUGGUCGUCGGCGGGCCGAAUCAAAGAAGGGACUACCACCUGCAGGAGGGCGAGGAGUUCUUCGCGCAGCUCGAGGGCACGCUGACGCUCAAGACCAUCGAAAGGGGGUCGUUCAAAGACGUCCGCGUCACCGGAGGCGACUGCUUCCUGCUCCCUUCCCGCGUGCCGCACUCGCCGCAACGAGAAGCGGCCUCGCUCGGGCUGGUCUUCGAGCGGUCCCAUAUCGAGGGGGAGAUGGACGGCAUGCUCUGGUUCGACGCGGAUCGGGACUUGAGUGGACGGUGCGACCUCGACGAAAUCGCGUACGAGGCGUACUUCUUUUGUUCAGAUCUGGGCAAAGAUUUAAAACCGGUCAUCGAGGACUAUGGGCGGUGGAAGGAUUCGGGCGAGCCGCCGCGCCGCGUCGCCGCGCCUCCCUUGGUUCCCGACGACGUCGUGCCGCUGGACGUCCCGCAGCCGCUCCAGCCGCGCCUCGAUGGGUUAGAGCCGUCGUCGACCAUGUUGCUUCAUAGGGGCGAGGAGGUCAUCGUCGAGGCGCGCGUCGGCGUCCGAUGCUUUCGCGCGGCCGGCAUCGCCAUCGCCUUCCGACACUCAUACGCCAUCGCCGCAGGCGCACGCGGGCCCGAAGAAGCUCGCGACGGGCGGCAGCCCCUUCGAGGUCUUCGUGUGGCAGCGCUCCGGCGCGUCGCGCGGCGUCGUCGACGGCGAGGAGCUGACCCUGGCGGCGGGCGACUGCUGCCUCCUGCCGAAGGCGACGCAGUACGCGUGGGACCUCGAGGACGGCGUCAUGUUGAGUGUUGCGAACGCGUUUACGUAAUUACUCGGACCUUAGAUUCCAGUCCACGAGGAGCGCCUUCUGCGCGGAGGAGAGCCUCGGCAGCGCGCCCCUUACAACCAUCUCGUCGACCUCGGCGAGCAGCUCGGUGCGGAAGUCCUCCAUGGCGCGGUCGUGCGCCGUGCGCGCUCUCUCCAACGCCUCGGCCGAGACCGGCGGCUUUGGUGUUUCCGCGAGCACCUCGGGCUCGAGCGGGGGCUUCGUGAACGACCGGCUCGUCGGCGGCGCGCGGCGCCACGAGUCGUUGCCGGCCCAGACGACCUGGCUUUUGGAGCGCGAGAGAGGCGCGGGCUUGGCGCGGCGCAGGACUCGCGCGGCGCAGCGUGCGGAGAGCAUGGUCUGGAGUGGUUACUGCAGAACUGCGUCUUCUCCGGUACGCUUAGAUGUGCUUUGCUGCAGUCGGAGGGCUUGUACUCUCCAGCGAGGACGAAUCUAGGACUCGCGAUGCUGUGGCUUCGAAAAAACGGCCGUCGACUUUACGCAGACGACUCCUACGAGAUGCUGCGACUCGGAGCGCUGUGAUUUGCGGCUCGGUGCGCAGCGGCCAG
Pelagomonas calceolata is the source of this 1690-nucleotide messenger RNA. The record is from the annotation of a GenBank genome assembly. Lineage: Eukaryota; Pelagophyceae; Pelagomonadales; Pelagomonadaceae.